Molecule: messenger RNA, 885 nt
Organism: Antrostomus carolinensis (chuck-will's-widow)
Lineage: Eukaryota; Metazoa; Chordata; Aves; Caprimulgiformes; Caprimulgidae
Product: CREB-regulated transcription coactivator 2
Biological process (GO): positive regulation of transcription by RNA polymerase II
Cellular component (GO): nucleus; cytoplasm
Molecular function (GO): cAMP response element binding protein binding
Source: RefSeq, a predicted model, not a curated record
AUGUCCCCGUGUCCCCACGUGCUAUCGGUUCCCUGCUCUCUUGCAGGUUUCCUGGACGGGGAUGGGGACAGUAAAGUGUUUGUUUUCCAAGUGCCUCCCAUCGAAGAGUCCUUCGAUGACAACAAGCAUUCGCUGAAGCCCUGGGACACCAAGAAGCUCUCAUCCUCCUCGGCCCGUCCACGAUCUUGUGAAGUCCCUGGGAUCCACAUAUUUCCAUCCCCGGAUCAACCUGCCAACGUCCCCCUCAUGCCCUCAGCCCUCAACACGGGCGGUUCUCUUCCUGACCUCACCAACCUGCACUUUCCCUCCCCGCUGCCCACUCCUCUCGACCCUGACGAGACCACCUACCCCAGCCUGAGCGGGGGCAACAGCACCAGCAACCUGGCCAACACCAUGACACACCUGGGCAUCAGUGGCAGCAUGGGACUGGGGACGGGCUACGACUCGCCAGGACUUACCUCACCUAUGCAGAGCUCACUGAGUAACCCGUACCUGAAGUCCUCGCUUAGAAAAUCCCUGCGCAGCCCCUCUCUCCAAUCCUCCCUCAGCAACCCCUCUCUCCAAUCUUCCCAAAGCAGUUCCUCCAUCCCUUCCUCGCUUUCCAACCAGUCCCUGCCUUCCUCCCUCUCUUCCUCGCUCAGCAAUCCCUCCCUCCCCACGUCUCCUCGCAGUCAGCCCAUGCAAUCUUCCCCCAGCAACCCCAGCCUGCCCUCCGGCUUGAGCGGCUCUUCCUACGCUCCCGUGGUGCAGGCCUCCAUAAACACCUCGCCCCGCCGAAGGGUCCCGCUCAGCCCCCUCACCCUCCCAAUGGGUGGAGACUCCAGAAGGCAACACCCCAAACAGUUCUCACCAACAAUGUCACCCACAUUGUCCUCCAUCACCCAG